This is a messenger RNA of Corvus hawaiiensis (hawaiian crow), 2824 nucleotides long. It is a transcript of the gene PPEF2, whose product is annotated as protein phosphatase with EF-hand domain 2. Gene Ontology annotation, cellular component: cytosol; nucleus. Gene Ontology annotation, biological process: negative regulation of MAPK cascade; detection of stimulus involved in sensory perception. Gene Ontology annotation, molecular function: manganese ion binding; calcium ion binding; Hsp90 protein binding. NCBI's taxonomy places the organism in Eukaryota, Metazoa, Chordata, Aves, Passeriformes, Corvidae. The transcript is spliced from 17 exons. Bases 300 to 2429 code for a protein of 709 amino acids. The record is from RefSeq and is a predicted model, not a curated record.
CUUAAGGCUGCUCAUAACUGGGCAGUAAAUAAAGUCUCUGCACCACUUCUGGGCUGCACGUGUGCAGAGGCAUGGCCUGUCCUGCUGCCUGCCCAAGGGAACACCUUUUUUUAUUAUUUGGAGUCUGACAAGGAGGUUUUGCGUCUGUAGUUAAACAAAUAGCAUCAGAAAUCAUCAAGUAUUUGGGUACUGAAUACAACCAAAAUUUAUCAAGUGGAGAGCUUCUGUUGUGUUUAUCUCAACAAAUCCCUUAAUUAGAACCUGGCAAGUCUGCAGCACUGGAGCAUUGGCUGGAGAGCAUGGGAUCCGGUAGUUCUGUAGAAGUCAAGUACAAGUACUCCCUGCAGAAGUCUGAAAAUGCUUUCAAGGCAGCUGUCUUGAUCCAGCAGUGGUAUCGGCGCUACAUGGCUCGGCUGGAAAUGCGACGCCGCUGCACCUGGAGAAUCUUUCAAUCCAUUGAGUAUGCCUGCGAGCAGGAUCAGAUCAAGCUUCACAACUUCUUCAGUUACCUGAUGGACCAGUUCACACCAAGCAGCAGCAAAGAGAGGGAUUUUAUCAGUCGCAUGUUCAUAAGUGGAGAAAGUUACAAAGAGGCAGAGCUGGAAAAAUACUGUGACUAUGAAUCCAUAGAGGUGCCAGACUCCUACACUGGACCCCAUCUCUCUUUCCCACUUCUCCCUGACCAUGCCACGGCCUUGCUGGAAGCUUUCCAACAGAAACAACAGCUCCACGCUCGCUAUGUCUUAAACCUCCUGCAUGAGACCAGGAAGCACCUCAAGCAGUUGCCAAACAUCAGCCAUGUCUCCACCUGCUACAGCGAGGAGGUCACUGUUUGCGGAGACUUGCAUGGCCAGCUGGAUGACUUGUUCCUCAUCUUUUACAAGAAUGGCCUUCCUUCCCCUUCCAAGUCCUACGUGUUCAAUGGGGACUUUGUAGACAGAGGCAAGCAGUCCCUUGAGAUCCUUGUUAUCCUCUUUACCUUCCUCCUGAUCUAUCCCAAGGAGGUUCAUCUCAACCGCGGGAACCACGAGGACCACAUGGUGAACUUACGCUAUGGUUUCACCAAGGAAGUGAUGCAGAAAUACAAGGUGCAUGGGAAGAAAAUCUUGAGGAUGUUUCAAAAUGUCUUCUGCUGGCUACCCCUGGCCACCCUGAUUGAUCAGAAAGUCCUCAUUAUUCACGGGGGCAUCUCUGACACCACUGACCUGAACAUGCUUGAGAAAAUUCAAAGGGACAAAUUUAUUUCUGUGUUAAGGAUGAAGAAAAGGAAGGAGUCGAGUAGAAAACCAGAAAUACCGGCCAUAAAUGGGGAGAGCAAAUCAGACACUGAGGCAGCUCCCGGGUUAUCUCUGCAGCCCCAGUCAGCACAAGCUCCCAGCACAGCCAAUAGGCUGGAGUUCUCCAGGUGGCUCCGGCAGACGGUGCAGGAGCAAAUUGACACGUGCCGCCGGCUGAUGGACAUCAGCGAGUCAGAGCCAGAGGAGCUCACCUAUUCCAGCAUGGUCUCCUUGAAGGACGUGGAUGGGCCAUGCUGGACUCGCCAGGAGGAGUGGAAGCAGGUUUUAGAUCUCCUCUGGAGUGACCCCAUGCCUCAGGAGGGCUGCAGAGAAAAUAAGGUGCGAGGUGGUGGCUGCUACUUUGGGCCUGAUGUGACGGAGAAGUUCCUUGCGAAGUACGGCUUGCAGUUCCUGAUCCGCUCUCAUGAGUGCAAGCAAGAAGGCUAUGAGUUCUGUCACAACCGCAAGGUGCUGACCAUCUUUUCAGCCUCAAACUACUAUGAGAUUGGCAGCAACAGGGGAGCCUAUGUGAAGCUGGGACCAGACCUCAUCCCCCACUUUGUUCAGUACCAAGCAAACAAGACAGCCCAUAUGCUCACUAUGACCCAAAGAAUCAGCAGAGUAGAGGAGUCAGCCUUUCGAGCUUUGCGGGAAAAGCUGUUUGCUCACACCUCAGCCCUCAUCAGUGCCUUCAAGGCCUAUGACAGGGACAAUACAGGAAGGAUCACUCUGAGCAACUGGGCAACAGCAGUGGAGUCAGUGCUGAGGCUGGGACUGCCCUGGCGAAUGCUGAGGCCACAGCUGGUGUGCAGCACCAAGGACGGCAUGCUGGAAUACAAAUCCUGGCUGGAUGACCUGGCCAUGGAGCAGAGGAGCCAAGAGCACAUCCAGUCGAGCUUGCUGGAAGUCAUUUAUCGAAACAGAUCCAACUUGGAGACCAUAUUCAGGAUCAUAGACAGAGACCAUUCAGGUCUCAUCUCCUUUGAGGAAUUCCAGCAAACCUGGAAGCUGUUCAGCUCACACAUGAACAUUGAACUCACGGAUGAUGGCAUUAAUGACUUGGUUCGCAGCAUUGAUUUCAACAAGGAUGGGAACAUUGACUUCAACGAGUUCCUGGAAGCCUUCCGCCUUGUCAAACAGUGCCCAUCGUGAGAACCUGCUGAGGGCUGCCAUGUCCAAUGCCUUGCUUUCUACAAAGCCAGGACUGUCCAACCUAACCCAGAGUGUGCCUGCAGAUGCCAAGCAGGGAAAAGGAAGGCUUAAAACAGACAUCACUGUAGGCAACAGCUGUGACCCAUCUGGGGAAGGUAACAGAUGAAAUAGAGGAGCUGCACUUCAACUGACUGGUUUUUAAAGAAGCUGUAUUUUAAGUAGUUUCCUGCUCAAAGGGAAGAUGCAACUUAGCUUCUCUUGUCAAUGUGAUGAAAUGUUACAGGUAUAUUCAAGAGCAGUAAAGGGGAAGUAAAGGUAUUACUUGUAGGCAGUGUUCUGAGGACGUAGCACCUGUUUGAUCACAGCUUUCCUUUUAAUAAACCAUUUUUUCUAGA